AUGAAACAAAUUGUGAUGAAAAAUGACUUUAACAAAAUAAAAGUAUGUUUAAAAAAAAUAGCAGAAAAUCAACCGAACAACAUUACAAGUGAAGUUUCUAGUAAGUACUUUUUAGAAAACCUCACCGAAAAAUGUGUGUUAAAGGAGCUGUUUAAAUCCAUUAAAUUCAAAGAAGUUCUGGAUCAUCUAAAAAGCGAUUUUGAAGAACUUUUAAGAAAUGGAGACUCCCUAUUUUUCUCAGCCUAUGAGGCAUUUUUACUAAUUUUCUCAAGCAGUAAUGAAAAAUUCAGGCAAAAUCAUUUUGAAGAAUUAAUUACAGAUUAUUACAAGCAUUUUGAAGCCCCAAAAAAUCUCAUUGAACAGCACAAAAACGUUAUUUUGCCCUUAGUGAAACUACAACUAAUUGACAACGAUGAAAUAGCACAAAAUCUAUUAAAUUAUUUGAAAAAUCCUUUCAUACACCAAGAAAAUAUUUACCAAAUAAUCAAAAAGAAAUUCCAAACAAAUGAUAUUGAGUUAAUUAAUUUUGAUUUAGUGACAAUAAAUGAGAAAUUUGGCCACAUGUCUAAAUACUAUCACCUGAAAAUAAGAACGUCAAUUAACAAUAAAAUCCAAGAGGACACAUUAUUUAUUAAAUUACUGUUCAGUGACUCAGAAUUGGUAAAACAAAUUGCAGAAGCAGGCGCAGCUAAAAAAGAAAGUUUCUUCUAUAACACUCUGUACCCAUUAUACGAAGAAUAUGGUCUUAGAGAGCUACUAGAUUUUGCUCCUAAGUGCUACUUAGCCACAGCCAAGGGCCUCAUAGUUUUGGAAAAUAUAAAAUACUCUACUUUAAAAAGUGAUACUUUUUUGAAUGUUGAACAGUUGAAACUGGUUUUAGACAAAAUAGCCAAGUUUCAUGUUUGUUCGUUGAUUUUGGAAGAGCUUUUAUCUGAAAAACUAGGAAAGCCUUAUAGGAUUUAUGAUGAAUAUCCAGAAUAUUUUCAAGAAAAUAUUAUUGUGCCCCAAGGAGAAUUAUAUGGCUGGGUUAUGGGUGGCUUAUUAGCAACGAAAUAUUUCAUAAAGCAGCUUCAAAAAUCCAAUAAAAAUAUCGAAGAAAAGUUGAACAAUAUUUGGCAAAAAACUUACGACCAAUUAAAAAAAUCGACAACCCUAAGAAAUGUUGUCAAUCAUGGAGAUAUGUAUAUUUGCAACAUGAUGCUAAAUAGUGAUUUACAAGACGUCAUUUUAUUCGAUUUCCAAUUAUUACGGUAUUUACCUCCAGCUUUUGAAAUAUUAUUCUUUAUCUUUUCAAGUACUACCAAAGAAACAAGAGACAAAUAUUUACAAACCUUACUAGAUUAUUACUAUGGAAAUUUAUCGGAAAAUUUAAAAAAGUUCAACCUAAACCCAGAAGAAUUGUUGCCCAGAACCGAUUUUCUUAGGAAUGUAACAGAAGCCAAAGCAGCUGCAAUGGCUGUAGCAAUGGUUUAUCAUCCGAUACAUAUGGAUCCACAGUUGCGAGAUCAAAUAAUCCACGCGGAAGAGGCUGGAGUUCAUUUAGAUAGCCAGAGAGAGAAGUUGGUUGAUUUGGCAUGGAAAGAUGAGCAUUUUAGAACUUUUGGUACAGGAUUUGCUAAGGAUUUUAUUGAAUUGAUUGAGAAUGUUGAUGAAUAA
Ceutorhynchus assimilis (cabbage seed weevil) is the source of this 1656-nucleotide messenger RNA. NCBI's taxonomy places the organism in Eukaryota, Metazoa, Arthropoda, Insecta, Coleoptera, Curculionidae. The record is from the annotation of a GenBank genome assembly.